AUUGCCUAAUGAGGCACAUGAUCACAUCGCUCAUUGAUAUCAAAGGAGGUUUACUCCAUCACCUUUACCUGAACCACCCAGCAUGUCCCUCAAAACCAGGCAUGAAAACGCUCGCUGCGAUAUUAUGCUCGUAGCUAACCAGAAUGUCCAACAGACCAGCUGUAUUUCCCGCCAAGUUUUGGUAUUCAGCAGAUGGCGACACCCUUGAUGCGGAGCUCUCGAGCUGGUUGGCUGACGUUAAGCCUACUGAUGAGGACGACUUUGCGCCGCCGGUCCCAGGGUGCAAAGCGGUUAUCGCACCUCACGCUGGGUACUCAUACUCUGGCCCUGCAGCUGCUUGGGCGUACAAGAGCAUAUCCACUGCUGGAAUCUCCCGAGUAUUCAUCCUAGGCCCAUCGCACGCUUUCUAUCUCGGUGGAUGCGCACUCUCGAAAUGUGAGACGUACGAGACCCCACUAGGAAACCUCACACUAGACAGAGAAGUCAUCGAAGAACUCUACAAGACCAAACAAUUCGAGUACCUCCAACCACGCAGGGAGCAAGGCGAGCACAGUAUCGAGAUGCAGCUGCCCUAUGUAUACAAAGUCUUCGAGGGGUGCAUCGAUAAUAUCAAGAUCGUGCCGAUCAUGGUCGGUGCUAUCGAUCAGGAGCAGGAGAAAGAGUAUGGGAAGAUCUUGGCCCCGUACCUUGAGAGGGACGAUACGUUGUUUGUUAUCUCUUCCGAUUUUUGUCAUUGGGGUCACUCGAAUUAUGGAUACACGUUCUAUUAUCCAAAGACGCUCCCUAGUGAUAUCCCGGGUAUUAAUCUCCGCCGUAGCGGUCCGCGCCCGUCACCUUCUCGGCCCAUCCAUACAUCCAUUUCAGAUCUAGACCACGAAGCGAUGGAUAUCCUCACUCAACAGCCCGCGUCUACCGCACACGCCAAAUUCGUUGCGUACCUAGAGCGCACGCAUAAUACGAUUUGCGGACGACAUCCCAUAGGGGUGCUGAUGGGUGCACUCAGUGCGCUGGAGGAGAAAGGCAAGCAGGCGAGAAUGAAAUGGGUGCGAUAUGAGCAGAGCAAUCGGUGUGUGUCGUUUGAUGAUUGGAGCGUGAGUUAUGCGAGUGCGUAUGUUACUUUUUAGAGGGGAUGGGUACAACACGAUCGACAAGCUGGCCAUGUAUAACAACACCAUCAAUGAAUAAUAUAU
Molecule: messenger RNA, 1190 nt
Organism: Suillus subalutaceus
Lineage: Eukaryota; Fungi; Basidiomycota; Agaricomycetes; Boletales; Suillaceae
Product: MEMO1 family
Exons: 7
Coding region: 144-1124 (326 amino acids)
Source: RefSeq, a predicted model, not a curated record